UUACACUGUAGUAACCGUUGCCUGUUGUAUGUUCCGUGUUGUGUGUGUUUUCAUCACCACAUCCUGUUUUCUCAGCCACCCCCACCUGUCAGCGAGUCGACCCGACCUGGUUGGAACCAGUCUAAUGAUCAUGUGUCAAGUGAAGGUAGAAACCACAGGCUUGUGAUCACCUACUCAGACGUCGUAGAGGGAACUCGACAUUUUCACCAGGACAUGAAGAUCUCUGAGGGCAGCUUCUCUGCUGUCUACAGAGCGGUGAAGGGAAAUGAAACCUUCGCAGUCAAGCUCUUCAAGCAGGUGCAGAAAGCCUCAUGGAGGAAGUUGUGGGAUCUAUUCAGAGAGAGAUGGUUCAUCAUCUGUAUGUCUAACUAUUCCAUUAAUCCUCCAUUUUAG
Messenger RNA from Oncorhynchus gorbuscha (pink salmon), 393 nucleotides. RefSeq names its product interleukin-1 receptor-associated kinase 3-like. The transcript is spliced from 3 exons. The annotation marks the transcript as partial. The record is from RefSeq and is a predicted model, not a curated record. NCBI's taxonomy places the organism in Eukaryota, Metazoa, Chordata, Actinopteri, Salmoniformes, Salmonidae.